ACAUUUCGCCUGUUACUCAGUACGGAGAUGGACGUCUUUAUCAGAGGCAUUUGUGUGCUUACAUUUGCUUUUCUCGUAGGCCAGGCGAUCUGCGGCUUGGAUAGAGAAUUCCUUCGCUCUGGAGAUAAAGACGUGGAGGAGUUCGAGAUAUCUUCUAAUGACAUAACCAAUGAUGCUGGUGUCAAAGAGGAUUUUUAUACUGAAGACAGGACCGAGAGCAGUGUUGUAGAAAGUGACGAAAAUGUCCACAAUUCCACAGUCAAUAAAACUCUAACCGUAACAAAUGGCGGUCGGUGGGGUGAUUGGGGCCCGGUGCAGUACUGUCCAAAAGGGUCUUAUGCCAUCGGUUACGACAUGAAGAUUGAACCGAAACAAAAGGUUGACAAUACAGCGUUGAAUGCCAUCAAGCUUGUCUGUGAAUCCUUAGAAGGGAAUGAAUCUGGUGAGAUCACGUCAACCCAGGGACACUGGGGUUCUUGGGUUGGACGAACGUUCUGUCCAUCCGAAUCGGGCGGACGUCUGCAUCUAACCUCCUUUGACCUUCAAGUGCAGCAAAAGCAGGGUUUUUUCAAAGAUGACACUGCUGCGAACUACGUGAAGUUCAGAUGCCGCAGUGGCAGCGGACGCCAGUACGAAAUAGUCAAACCGCCGGGACAUGGUUUAUUUGGUACAUGGGGAGCAUGGAGCGACGAGUGUACGCUCGGCACUUCAAUUUGUGGAAUCAUGACAAGAGUGGAAAAACCUAGAGGUCCUUUCCGCGACGAUACCGCUCUGAAUGAUGUCAAAUUUUACUGUUGUAAAUUACCUGUGUAAUAUCACACUAAAAUUAAGCAUCUCAAGAAACGGUGCUUUAUUUCUAAAUGACGUUUCUAGUCAAUUUAUAAACAAAAAUACAAUUUUUACUCAACAGAAUACUUAUCGUAUCUGAGCUAUGAUGAUACACACUGUAUAAGUAGAAAAUACUACACAUUUAAAAAUGUUAGGUUUCCUUUCAAAACACCAACAACUGAAGCACCCCUUUUUUAAGUUUCAAACCACCAAGCUGACAAAAGAAAUGUAAAGGCAUGUGCUUUUCAAAAACGUAUUAUCUUCAAAUGAUCAAUUUGACAGUUUCAUUUCAUGAUCUAUAUUUGUUACGGCAUAAUAUUUACAUUGAACUUUGCAAAAAUGUUUUAUAAGGGAAUAAAAUAAAUUGUAAAACCUAAGUGGUAUCUUAGAUACAUAUUGCGCCAGACAGACGAACACAUAUAUGCUAGCUGCUUUCUUAAUGUAUGUCCUAAUUAACUUAUAGACUCAGAAUGUUGUCCGGCAAUUCUCUUUUUCUCUUUAGGGUUUGCAUCAUGAUUUUAGUAACUUGUAUCUAAUGUCUACCAAAUUUUAUCAUAUCAUUUAUUUAUGUUAUUUAUAUUAAUACGAGUAUUUUUCAAUAAAUACAAUCUGCAACUAUUA
Molecule: messenger RNA, 1449 nt
Organism: Mercenaria mercenaria
Lineage: Eukaryota; Metazoa; Mollusca; Bivalvia; Venerida; Veneridae
Product: vitelline membrane outer layer protein 1-like
Exons: 4
Coding region: 28-813 (261 amino acids)
Source: RefSeq, a predicted model, not a curated record